Messenger RNA from Fusarium falciforme, 297 nucleotides. RefSeq lists its product as hypothetical. NCBI's taxonomy places the organism in Eukaryota, Fungi, Ascomycota, Sordariomycetes, Hypocreales, Nectriaceae. Gene Ontology annotation, cellular component: membrane. The record is from RefSeq and is a predicted model, not a curated record. Bases 1 to 297 code for a protein of 98 amino acids. The transcript is spliced from 3 exons.
AUGCCUUUCACUGCUAGUAUUCCGCAAUUCAUUUCAUGCCGCGGCAAUGUAAUUGUCGAUAUGAUGUCUUGCCCCGGAUUCUCGAGCUCCUCCGAGACGAUGAACCAACAAGAAGACAUAUACUCACUGACUUACAACAGCGACAUCUGCAAGAUCCUCCUUGCCAUCAUCCUCCCUCCCGUGGGUGUCUUCCUCGAGCGUGGCUGCGGCGCUGAUUUCCUCAUCAACAUCCUGUUGACCAUUCUGGGUUACAUUCCCGGUAUCAUCCACGCUCUGUACAUUAUCCUGAAGUAUUAA